This is a messenger RNA of Nerophis lumbriciformis (worm pipefish), 1044 nucleotides long. RefSeq names its product ELL associated factor 2 (gene eaf2). Gene Ontology annotation, cellular component: super elongation complex. Gene Ontology annotation, biological process: transcription elongation by RNA polymerase II. Gene Ontology annotation, molecular function: transcription elongation factor activity. The record is from RefSeq and is a predicted model, not a curated record. Lineage: Eukaryota; Metazoa; Chordata; Actinopteri; Syngnathiformes; Syngnathidae.
AACUCACAGAUCCAGCUAAAUGACCAAUCAGAAGAAAGAAGAGGCGGAGCCUGGUGGCACCUUACAUGGCGGUGGAAUAAAAAAAAGAAAAAAAAAAAGAGCAGAAAGUUUUCAUGCUGCCAAAGUGUCAGGAUGAUGAAUGGGACGACGUACGCCAACUUUGACAACGAAGAGCACGUCUUGAAAUUGGGGGAGACGUUCGAGAAGCACCCCAAAAGUGCUUUCCACACGGUGCGAUAUGAUUUCAAGCCAGCUUCCAUUGAUACGGCCUGUGAAGGGGAACUUGAAGUGGGCAAAGGAGAACAAGUCACCAUCACAUUACCCAACUUAGAGGGUUCCAGUGCUCCGGUGACCGUCUUCAAGGGCUCCAAGAGGUCGUACAUGAAGGAGUGCAUCCUCAUCGUCAACCACGACACGGGCGAGUACCGACUGGAGAAACUCAGCAGCAACAUUGCAGUCAAGAAGACCAGGGCCGAGGGCAGCAGCAAGAUCCACUCCCGUCUGGAGCAGCAGACAAGUCGACUGGGCCAGCAGAUGAAGAGCAGUGGCAACAAGAACUCAGCAGGCCCCAGAAGUUCUCCACCCAAAGACAAGACCUCGCCUGCCUCGCCAUUGGACGACAUUGAGAAAGAGCUGAUGGAAGAAGCUCGUGUGAUGGACCAGAUGAGCAGUGACAGCUCCUCCAACAGCUCCUCCUCCAGCAGUGACAGCAGCAGCAGUGACUCAGAGGACCACACCAACCCCUGCAUGCCCACCACCUGUCCUCAGGAGGGCGCCACAGCAGCACCAGCAGAACCAGGACCAGGACUCCUCAUGAACACACUAAAAAGCGACCUGCAGCUCAGCGAGUCUGGCAGUGAGAGCGACUGAGGACAUCCGCUAACCUUCUUAGCAUACAUGCUACCUGUCUGCAAACUCUACUUUUUUUCCUUUUUUUUUUGCUAUUUCAUGCAAGAUGGAUGUGUUUGGGGACCAUGGGACAUUCGGGCGUCCUCUCCCUGCCAGACGUAUAAACAUGUCCUAGUCAAUCAGGUCUUUAAAGUC